Molecule: messenger RNA, 825 nt
Organism: Mytilinidion resinicola
Lineage: Eukaryota; Fungi; Ascomycota; Dothideomycetes; Mytilinidiales; Mytilinidiaceae
Exons: 1
Coding region: 423-701 (92 amino acids)
Source: RefSeq, a predicted model, not a curated record
AAUCCAUCUCCUAUGUGCCACUCUCUCCCUCUACGUCAGCCCCACCUACAUCGCGGUUUCUAUACUGACCUAGGGAGCUAGGUAUAAUUCCGUCGUGUUCGAAACCACAGGCGCUAACCUCUAUCGCACUGCCGCUGUCUCUUCGCACUUUAUAGACUCGGCCAACCGGACAUUGCCCAUACCUGCUGAUUUGAAUUAUCCGGAUUGGGGCGACAUUGACCUAACCAAGUACAAGAACAUCUCGAAUCGCCACUGCAUAUCACGGUACUCCGCCGCGACCAAAAGGGAAAGCAUGUCGUACGUGACUGAAGGCGGUUCUGUCGUCGCGGUAUCGUCUGAUCCGCGUCUCGCGAGCGACGAUUUGUUUGCGUAGUUACGGCGAUUCCUCUGAGGACGAUCUGUGGCGGAACUUCACCGUAUCCAUGGCAAACGCAACGACGGCGACUAGGCACGGCCUUAGCUUCCUCGAUAUGGGCCAAGUGCCCCUUGGGAAAGCGUGGGUCUGUUUAGAUCAGAUCGUGAUUGGAAAAGGGGGCGCUUCCGUCGGCAAGUGCAACAUGACGGCCCUGGGAACGAGUUUGGCGCGCUGGACAUUGAACAGCCAUCGCGUAUCGUACUGCUUGUCGGAUCCGCAGCCCGCGCGAUGCACAGUCCAGUUCAGUAUCACUCUCUUGUGGUCGUGGUCCUCUGCAACGCUUUGAAACUACCGAGUAUGGUGUAUGUCAUACUCCGCGUUCAGCGCAGGCCUCUGACCACAAUUGGCGAUGCCAUUGCUUCUUUUCUCGCCCAGCGUGACCCCAUCACUGCAGGAAAAUGUCUUCUGAG